Molecule: messenger RNA, 2355 nt
Organism: Impatiens glandulifera
Lineage: Eukaryota; Viridiplantae; Streptophyta; Magnoliopsida; Ericales; Balsaminaceae
Exons: 10
Coding region: 190-1974 (594 amino acids)
Source: RefSeq, a predicted model, not a curated record
CAACCGGCGACCGCUUCUCAAUUCUUCUUUUUCUUCUUCUUCUUCUUAUUAUUAUUUGUGUUUAAUUUCCAGUUUACAUACAACAAUUAUUCGUGUUUGUUUCACUCACUCCUCCUCCUCCCUCCGUAGAUUCUCUUCUCUUUUCUUUCGCUCACAGAAUCUGAUUCUGUAAGAUUUGGGAAGGCCAAAAUGGCAUCUUCGAUGAUGCUUCACUCCGACUUGCGUUCGGCCAUACAGAUCGCCUCAACAUUUGGCCGCUUCACCUUCAACCGCCAUCAACGUCUUCUUCUUCUUCUUCCUUCACGCCACCCUUCCAUCUGGUCUCCCAUCAAAUCGACACUUCCAACUGCCAGGUCUAUCUCGAUUGCUGGGAAUGAAAAUGGGACCUCCACAUCUGAUCAAAAGGUAUCAAACAAGCCUCCCGUUUGUACAGCAGACGAGCUCCAUUUCGUUUCCCUCUCCAACUCAGAUUGGAGGCUCGCUCUAUGGCGCUAUAUUCCUCCUCCUCAGGCUCCUCUUAGGAAUCGUCCAUUGUUGCUAUUGUCCGGUGUGGCGACUAAUGCUAUCGGAUAUGAUCUUUCUCCUGAGUCUUCCUUUGCUCGUUACAUGUGUGGGCAAGGAUUUGAUACAUGGAUUCUUGAAGUGCGAGGUGCUGGAUUGAGCAUGGAGCAACCAAAUUCUAAUGAAAUUGAGCAAUCUGCCCAUAAAAUAUCUGAAGAAAUGGAAGCUACUGCUGAGGAAGGUGCUACGAAAGGAGUUGCUUUUCAAGAAAAGGACUCAGCUGAUACCUCCAAUGAUCUGUCUAUGUCAGGUACCUCUAUAAUUGAAGGACAUCCCAGUGGGUUACCAACAGUAUGGGAUGAAUCUGAACUAGUUUCAAAAUUGACUGAAACUUUUAUGAGAUUGUCAGAAAGACUAUCUGGCUUUCUGAGUGAUAGCCAGUCAAAAAUUAUGUCAACAAAGUUUUUGGAUCAAUUAUCACGUCUUUUAGAUGAUUCCUUUUUGUUUGAGCGGUUCAAUGAAAUAAGAGGCAAUAUCUCAAUCUUGUUGGAAGCGAGGGAAAAUUCUGCUGUUUCUAGCCAAAUCAAGGAUUUGAGUAAAAAACUUGUAAAUAUUCUUGAAGAAAGUCAACUUUCUGUCUCACCUCAGAUCUUUAAUUUGCAAGACCGUUUUUUCUCAACAAUUGAAGAUUUCCAGAAGCAGUUAGACUUGAUUGUCAAGUAUGAUUGGGAUUUUGAUUGCUAUCUGGAAGAAGAUGUCCCCACUGCGAUGGAAUACAUAAGAGCACAUAGUCAGUCCAAGGAUGGAAAAUUGUUUGCAAUUGGACACUCAAUGGGGGGUAUCUUGCUGUAUGCCAUGCUAUCACGAUUUGGGUCAGAUGGAAAAGACCCUAAAUUGGCAGCUGUUGUUACUUUGGCAUCAUCGCUUGACUAUACAUCUUCAAGUUCAUCACUCAAGCUGCUUCUUCCCCUUGUUGAUCCUGCUCAGGCUCUCAAUGUCCCUGGUAUUCCUCUAGGGGCAAUGUUAUCAGCAGCUUAUCCUCUUACAUCACGCCCUCCAUUUGUGUUAUCUUGGCUUAAUGAUCUGAUAUCAGCACAAGACAUGAUGCACCCAGAGUUGUUAAGGAAGCUUGUGCUAAACAACUUCUGUACAGUCCCAGCUAAAGUAAUAUUGCAGUUAACGACAGCUUUCCGAGAGGGUGGACUUUGCGAUAGAAGUGGUAAAUUUUUCUACAACGAUCAUCUGAGCAAAAGUAAUGUUCCUGUCCUAGCACUAGCUGGAGACCGAGACUUAAUUUGCCCACCUAAAGCUGUGCAUGAAACUGUGAAGCUGAUCCCGGAGAAGUUAGGCAGCUAUAAAGAAUUUGGAGAGGCAGAUGGUCCCCAUUAUGCACAUUACGACUUAGUUGGCGGACGACUGGCUGUUGAACAAGUAUAUCCCUGUAUAAUUGAAUUUCUUACUCGCCACGACUGAAAAAGAACUCCCCCCGGGUAGAGGAAGGAAGCAAGUUGUGCUUGCUUUCCGAACAAAUGAAUAUAGAGGGAGGAUGUAGAUUUACUACUUGUUGACUGCAAGAAGAAAAUGACGGGGAUGGAUAAUGAAGCUUCAAAAGGAUAUGUGACAUUUACUUAACUUUUGUACAUGAAGAAGAAGAAGAUGUUUCCCAUUCCUCCUCUUCUUUGGGUUAUUAUUGUUGUUUAUAGUUUGUGGCUAUGUGCAUCUGGAACAAGACAAAAAAAAAUAUAAAUAUAUAUAUAUACUAGUUUCAUGAUUCUUGUAACUUAAACAAACAAUUGUACAUGUACGAGACAAUUGAGAAUGAAUUAAUUGCAUAUGGUUCGGUUCAAAACAGUA